CCAGAUACCACCACCAUUCAUUCAUUCGAGUAAGACACACUAACACUUACAACACACGCUACUCUCACUCACCCUCUCCAACAUAAACAUGACACCACCACUCACUGCUAGCACAAACGCACUAUAAAAUCCCAAACCCCCCCAGACCAAACUGAAACCUUCUCUUCUCUCUCUCUCUCUGGCGGCUCUCAAUUCCCACAUCCCCAAACCCUAGUUUUGUUCCAUUUCUUAAAUCAAAAUUUAUGCAUACUUCAGACACCUAGUUUCAUAUCAUCAUUCUACACACACACACCUUAUAUAUAUAUAUAUAUAUAUAAAAGAGUUACAGAGCAAGACAAGUGUUGUUGUUGUUGUUGAGGUUGGAGGAAGGAACGAUAAUGGAGGAUUCUGCGGCGCAGAAGAGGAAGCAGCGAGAGUUUGCGCUAGCGUCGGUUUCCGAGGUGUCUUCGGCUCCUUCUUCUGCUUCGCCGGGGGUUUCUCUCUUCGCCGGUGAUCGUCUUCAAAUUCUGAACGAAUCUCGCCAUGUUGCUCUCAAUGCUUAUCUUUCAGCUAUUCAGCUAUUCAGAUUAGGUCCUAUUGAAUCGGUUUGCAUGGUGGAAGAGUCUGAAGCUGACAAACAGACGUCAUAUUCCAGUGGAGUUGCUAUACAGUUUAGAAAUGAGGAAGAGAGUGAGGCCUUCCAUUGUGUAUACCAACAAUGGAAGAAAGGAUUCAAUGUUCAAGGAGGGAACUUGCCAAAUGGAACUAAUGCAAUAACUUCUAAAAGCAAAUUUGAUGAAAAGAUAGAGUCAUCUUCUGCAAAAAUGUAUUUUCAUUAUUAUGGACAACUUCUGCAUCAGCAAAAUAUGUUGCAGGACUAUGUGAGGACAGGAACCUAUUAUGCUGCAGUUCUUGAGAAUCGUGCAGAUUUCGUAGGUCGUGUAGUAAUUGAUGUUGGUGCUGGUAGUGGUAUUUUGUCACUAUUUGCUGCCCAGGCUGGUGCAAAACAUGUUUAUGCUGUGGAAGCAUCUGAAAUGGCAGAAUAUGCACGAAAACUCAUAGCUGGGAACCCAAUUCUGGGUCAACGAAUUACAGUCAUUAAAGGCAAAGUUGAGGAUGUUGAAUUGCCAGAGAAAGCUGAUAUUCUAAUCUCUGAGCCCAUGGGCACCUUGUUAGUUAACGAAAGAAUGCUGGAGUCUUAUGUCAUUGCCAGAGAUAGGUUUCUCACUCCUAAUGGGAAAAUGUUUCCUACAGUGGGAAGGAUUCACAUGGCUCCUUUCAGUGAUGAAUAUUUGUUUGUUGAAAUUGCUAAUAAGGCCCUGUUUUGGCGGCAACAAAAUUAUUAUGGUGUUGAUUUGACGCCCUUACAUGGGACUGCCUUUCAAGGAUACUUUUCUCAGCCUGUGGUGGAUGCUUUUGAUCCAAGGUUGUUAAUAGCUGCUCCUAUGUUCCAUGUGUUAGACUUUACCAAAAUAAAGGAAGAAGAGCUGUAUGAAAUUGACAUUCCUCUCAAAUUCACAGCCACUGUGGGUGCCAGGCUACAUGGGUUGGCAUGCUGGUUUGAUGUACUGUUCAAUGGAAGUACUGCACGAAGGUGGCUUACCACUGCCCCUGGUUCACCUACAACCCACUGGUAUCAGUUACGCUGUGUUCUCUCACAGCCAAUAUAUGUCAUGGCAGGACAAGAAAUCACUGGCAGGAUGCACUUGAUUGCUCACACUGCUCAGAGUUAUACAAUCUAUUUAAAAUUGUCAGCUAAAACGUGGGGUCCUGGUGCUGAACAAGGAGGGAUUCUUCAAACAUCAUCCUGUAAACUUGAUCUCAAAGAACCUUACUAUAGAAUGUCUCAACUGCAAGCUUAUCCAUUAGCCCAAGAUCAGCAACCUCAACCACUUUUACAGACACAGGAUAUACACAUCCAAUCUCAAGAGUUGGAUGAAGUGGAGAUGAUGCAACAGCCUUCUACUAAGUCGUGUGCUCAGAUUGACUCCCUCAUGCAGAAUGCAUCAUAAGUUGAUGAAUACUAACAUGAAUCACUAACAUCCAGUUGGGGGAAUGUGUCCGUCUUUAUUUGGACAUACCCCUUGCCUGUAAAUUCAUCAAUGUUGCUCUUGUUAUCUAUUGAGUGGUUGUGCUGCAGAUCCUAUAUUCAAUUCUUAAUUUAUCAAGGAAUACAUUGAAUCCUCAAGCCUGGUAAAGUUGGGAGCCUAUGUAAAAUUAUUUUUUAGGUAUAGAAUUUGCCUUUGUAAGGGCAGUAUCAGGCUCACGUGAAUGUAGAAAGGGAAAAACGCUUUUUUGUUUAUAUGAGCGGGUGUAAACAUUGCUUUUGAAUGUGUUAACUGGAAGUGGUUUUCAAAUGGAAAUUCAUGCGAGGGAAAGUUUUGUUUGAAAA
Molecule: messenger RNA, 2371 nt
Organism: Glycine soja
Lineage: Eukaryota; Viridiplantae; Streptophyta; Magnoliopsida; Fabales; Fabaceae
Product: probable histone-arginine methyltransferase 1.3
Exons: 15
Coding region: 378-1991 (537 amino acids)
Biological process (GO): peptidyl-arginine methylation
Molecular function (GO): protein-arginine N-methyltransferase activity
Source: RefSeq, a predicted model, not a curated record